AUGGAACAGACAGAGGCUACUGUCACGGCUUCAACGGUUGAAAAUGCGAACUCUUUGAAGAGGAAGUCUGAUGAUAUUGGUUGGGAAUAUGGAAAGCUCAUCGAUCCAAACAACAAGGAUAGAAUCAUGUGUAACUUUUGCAAGAAUGUAAACACAGGAGGAAUUAACCGUUUCAAGAAACACAUUGCUCAGGUUGGUGGUGGAGUUGCCAAGUGUAAGAGUUGCCCAAAUGAAGUUAAAUUGGCAUGCUUGGCUUGGUUGGAAGGAACAGAAAAGAAGAAGCAUGAUAAGGUUGUUCGUGAGCUAGGUUUGAGAAGUGAUGUUAAUGUCUCUUCCGGUGGACAACAGGAAGAAGACCUCACUUGUGCAGGUAGCUCUGAACCUCACAAGUUAGGUCCUAUAGACAAGUGGGCACGUGCCAUUGAUCCUAGCUUGUCUUCGAGUGCAUCAUUUCAGCAACAAAAGAUAAAUCAAGCACUUUUUAAUGAGAGGACACUUCAAGUGCAUCAAUAUAUUGCAAAAUGGGUGUACACACAUGCUGUUUCAUUCAAUGCCAUUGAGAAUGAUGAGUUCAAGCAAAUGGCAAAGAGAGAGAUAAAGGAGGCGUUUAAGAAUGAAGAGCUUCGUUACAAAGAAGUCAUUGCUAUUGUGGAGAAGAAGAUGAGAGGCAGACUUGAUGCUCCAUUGCAUCUAACGGCAUAUCUUCUCAAUCCUCACUACAGUUAUGCCGACUCCUCAAUAUUUGACAAUGCCGAUAUUACAACAUCAUUGAUCACUUGUGUUGAGCAAUUAUACCAUGGUUGUGAUGAGGAUAUACAUGAUGAGGUGGUGAACAUAGAGUUCACAAAAUUUCAAAGGAAACAAGGACUCUUUGGAAAAAAGAUGGCAAAGAAUUGUGUAAACUUUGACUACAAUGCUGUGGCUUGGUGGAGAAUGUAUGGAAGUGAGACACCUCAUUUGCAAAAGAUGGCUAUAAGGAUUAUGUCAUUGACCUCAAGUUCUUCUGCCUGUGAGCGAAACUGGAGUACUUUUGAGUCGAUUCAUACCAAGAAGAGGAAUGGGCUUACUACUAGUCGCAUGAAUCAACUACUGUACAUCCAGUUUAACUCUAGAUUGAUGUCCAAGCAAAUGAAGAUAAAGGAGAGGAAGAAUGUUGACGUUCUCAUAAGUUCCGAUUCAAUUGAAGCACAAGGCUUUCUAUUUGAGGGAGGAGAUAGUCACACUUUGCAUGUGUUUGGUGAUGAAGAUGAUGAAGGUUUCGAUGGCAUUCCAUGGAAUGUUAUUGAUGAGGCAAGGGGAGCUAGUGAGAAUCUUCAACCUCGCAGGAGUGCCAGAUUAGUGAGAGACCUUGCCGAUGAGGAGUUUGAGUCUGAAGAAGAAGAUGACGAGGAAAGUGAGGCCAUUCAUUUCGAGGAGGAUGAGGAGGAUGUUGUGGUUAACAAGAACUAUAUGGAUGAAGAUGAUGAGUGA
Molecule: messenger RNA, 1470 nt
Organism: Linum trigynum
Lineage: Eukaryota; Viridiplantae; Streptophyta; Magnoliopsida; Malpighiales; Linaceae
Source: the annotation of a GenBank genome assembly